Molecule: messenger RNA, 1830 nt
Organism: Saccostrea cuccullata (small rock oyster)
Lineage: Eukaryota; Metazoa; Mollusca; Bivalvia; Ostreida; Ostreidae
Product: U2 snRNP-associated SURP motif-containing protein-like
Exons: 15
Biological process (GO): RNA processing
Cellular component (GO): nucleus
Molecular function (GO): RNA binding
Source: RefSeq, a predicted model, not a curated record
ACAAUAUCAGAAAGUAAACUGAAAGCUUUUGAAGUAGGGACAAUGAAUGUGGGUAAAAAGUCACUGUCCAAGCGAGAGCAAGAGGAGUUACGGAAAAAGCAAGAUGAGAAGGCAACAGCUGAAGUUUACAAGGAGUUUGUGGCAUCAUUUGAUGAUGUUGGGAAAUUGAACAAAACUUGGAUCAAGGGUGGAACUUUUAAUCCAGACAAAAAUUCAAAGGAGAGGGGAGGAGGCGGAGGAAAGGCAAAAGUCUACAAACCCACGUCUAAACUGGCCGAGCUGGCGUCGACUUUCCAGUCUGUGAAGGAGGCCAAGAAACAGGAUGACUACAUGGAUGAUUCUCAGAGACCGCCUGUCCCAGGGAAGAAGAAGACAGAAACAAAGAAAAAGAGUAAUCUGGAAAUCUUCAAGGAAGAGCUUAAGCAAAUGCAGCAGGAGAGGGAACAGCGGCACAAGAUGAAGAAGAGGAACCAGCAGCCCCCCGACCCAGGGAUCAUUCCUCCCCCCAUAGAGGAGCCUGCCCGGAUCUCCAAGUUCGAACCCAUCCCUACAGAUAUCAACCUUGCAGAUUUAAAGCUUGGGCCCUAUGAUCCAGCAGAUGAAACAACGACGAACAUUUAUGUUGGAAAUAUUAACCCUAAGAUGACAGAGCAGCAGUUAUGUGAAAUCUUUGGUCGAUUUGGUCCCCUGGCUAGUGUCAAGAUCAUGUGGCCGCGGACUGAUGAAGAGAGGAGCAGGGGGCGUAACUGUGGAUUUGUGGCCUACAUGAACAGAAGGGAUGGAGAGAGAGCACUGAAUUCACUCAAAGGCAAAGAUAUAAUGCAGUAUGAGAUGAAGUUGGGCUGGGGUAAGGCUGUUCCUAUACCCCCUCAUCCUGUCUACAUCCCCCCAGCUCUGGCAGAAAUGACGCAACCUCCCCCUCCCUCAGGACUUCCAUUCAAUGCACAGCCGCGGGGCAGAGAUCGCAACAGAAAGGGCUACGGAAAAGUCCCUCCCCUCUCAGGCCGGGACGAAGAGGGGGGUGGAGAUAAGAGUUUAUCCAACGCUGUUGUCAAGGUGGUUAUCCCAACAGAAAGAAACCUGCUGAUUUUAAUUCACCGCAUGAUCGAGUUUGUGGUGCGUGAAGGGCCUAUGUUUGAAGCCAUGAUUAUGAACAGAGAACUGAAGAACCCACAGUACAGAUUCUUGUUUGACAACAUGAGCCCUGCCCAUACCUACUAUAGAUGGAAGUUAUUCAGCAUCCUACAGGGGGAUUCCCCUUACAAGUGGCGGACUGAGGAGCUCCGAAUGUUUAAAGGAGGUUCACUGUGGAAACCCCCUCCUAUGAACCCUUACACACAAGGCAUGCCUGAGGAACUGGUGAGGGAAGAUGUCGUGGAUAAAGUGGUGGAGCAUCAGGCACCACCUGGCCCCAAGAAGGGACAACUCACAGAUAGUCAAAGAGAUCGACUGGAAGACAUGCUGCGUGAGUUGACUCCAGAAAGAACAAAGGUUGGAGAUGCGAUGGUGUGGUGUUUGGACCAUGCCGAGUCAGCGGAGGAAAUUGUAGAAUGUAUCACAGAGUCCCUGUCUAUUCUACAAACACCAAUACCAAAAAAGAUUGCUAGGUUAUUUUUAGUGUCAGAUAUCCUUUUCAACAGCAGUGCCAAAGUACCAAAUGCCUCUUUCUUUAGGAGAUGCUUUCAGCAUAAAUUACUAGAUAUAUUCAAAGAUGUCCAUGAAACCUACGCUGGAAUUGAUGGACGUCUGAAAGCAGAACAGUUCAAGGUACGGGAAAGUUCGCAUGAACAUUUUUUGUAGUGUACGCGAGCACACAGUUGAAGCCAAUUU